Anolis carolinensis (green anole) is the source of this 2786-nucleotide messenger RNA. RefSeq names its product ubiquinol-cytochrome-c reductase complex assembly factor 1. The record is from RefSeq and is a predicted model, not a curated record. Gene Ontology annotation, biological process: mitochondrial respiratory chain complex III assembly. NCBI's taxonomy places the organism in Eukaryota, Metazoa, Chordata, Lepidosauria, Squamata, Anolidae. Gene Ontology annotation, cellular component: mitochondrion. Bases 135 to 938 code for a protein of 267 amino acids. The transcript has 9 exons.
CUGCAGAACAGAAAGCGGCAUAGACUCGACGCCUCCCCUCUCCCGGCUUUGUCUUUUUGUCUUUCCCGGCGGCGCAUGAAAGAGCGGAAGUGCUUUGAUGUUUGGCGGAAGCGGAAGCGCGUCCUUGAAGCGUGAUGGCGGCGCUGGUGAGGGUUGUGAAGCGCCGAGCAGGAGAAUCUCAAUGGAUUGCGUUAUGCAGUGGAUUGAUACAAACAACUUUAGCUCAGCCACAAUGGGGCAGAAUGCUUCAUGGCACUCUCCAGGUUUUUACAACCAAAGAUUCCCUUCAGCCAUCUGAAGAGAAAGUAGGUGCUUUCACGAAGAUGAUAGAAGCAAUGGGCUUUACAGGACCACUAAAAUAUAACAAAUGGAAAAUUAAAAUAGCAGCACUGCGUAUGUACACAUGUUGUGUAGAAAAAACAGACUAUGAAGAAUUCUUUAACAGAUUUCAGAUGCCCGACACAUUGAACUCUUGGUUUUUAGUAUCACAACUUCACGUCUGGAUGUGUUUAGUACGAAUGAAGCAAGAGGGCCGAGCAGGAAAAUACAUGUGCCGCUAUAUAGUUCACUCCAUGUGGGAGGAUGUUGAGCAGCGUGGUAAGGUCAUGGGGAUUGAUUCUGUUUCCCUGAAAGAAAGCAUGAGAAACAUGACAGAGAAUUUCUAUGCAGCUAUUUUUGGAUAUGAUGAGGGAAUUUUAUCAGAUGAUCAUGUCCUCGCAGCAGCCAUCUGGAGAAAUUUGUUCAAUAAACAUUGCGAUGAUCCAAGAGAGUUGGAAAUAAUGGUCGAAUACAUACGCAAACAGGUGCAGCACCUGGAUGCAAUUCCGGGAGAAGACCUCCUGCUGUCUGGCGAAGUGAGCUGGCGCCCCCUGGUGGAAACCAACGCACAGAGCAUUGUGAAGCCUGCUCUCCCAACAUACAAUGACGAAGGACUCUGAAAUGGUUUUCAGACAGAUUGAAACUGUUUGCUGCUGACUGUGUGGAACAAUUCCUGGAAAUGGGACUUGGUGUAUGCUGUAGGAUUUUUAAAAGAGAGAAUAAUAAAGGCUGUGUUACUAUGCGAAAGAGUGGUUAAAAUGCCACUCUUUUGUAGUUGUUACUACCUGCUAUUUUUAGUAUUACAUGUGUAGUUAAAUGCUGCUACUUUAUUUGGAGACUCCCUCACCAUUACAUUACCCAGGUCCCAGCACACUUGUUCUCAGUGGGAGAGUUUGUCUUUCAAGAGCAAAAUAGUUUACCAAAGUGAUAAGCAAGCUGCCUUUUGUCUGGUAAGGGAAUCAGAGGACUUGCUCUCCUGUGAAAGCACACGUGUGAACAUGAAAACCCUUCCUGUACAUGCAUUGUGCGCUUCGGGCUAUGCAAAACUCGACAAGUGGCUGAGUUGUAAUGAGGAUGUUCUACAGUAUGCCUUCUAAGAUAAAGUUGAAAUUGAUACCGCUGAUACGGGACAAUUUUCUUGCUUGCUUCAGUAGCACAGACAUAGAACUUGUUUGUUUGUUCAUAAUCUGGGAAUGGGUCCAAGAGCAAAAGUAGAGGUGAAAUACAUAUACGCAUGUAAGAUGCAGGUUUUACAAAAUGCAGACAGUAUUUGCAGCUGGGGAGACGGAAUCAAUGGCAUCAGUUGGGAGAAGAAAUGCAGCCCAUCAUUUCCCUACUGUGGUCCUGAAAGGAAAAAAAUCUUUCUGAUACUUAUUUUUACUGGGAAAUUCUUAUUGACACUAUUAAAGGAUUCCUACCAAAACAAUAUAUUCAGAGAAGGGCUUUCACAGGAGAAGAGGGAAAAUUAAAUUGCAAUGAUCCUAGUCAAUUAUUUCAGCUAUUUCUUUCCCUGCUCCCAUCAAUGAUGCACUUCGCACUUUUUAAAAGAAACCUGCAUGUUAGAUGCAACAUACAUUCAAUGUCAAGGUCCAAUUUGACCCUGAGGCAGUGGCUAGAAAACAUUUUUCAGCCUGCCAUUUCUCUCUUUCAAAGCUCGGCAGCAUGAACAUUUCUGGUUUAUGAGUUUGUUUUUCUCAGGUCAUCUCCCUUUAAAAUAGUGACUCAGGAUCUCUGACUAACAAUUUGACCAAGUGGUGGUUCUUUCCCCUAAUCUCUUUAUCCAAUUGUAUCUUCACUUCAAAAUGGCUUUUGUAUGCAUUUCAUUAAAGUUGGUUCCUUUUUAAAGAUGCAAUUCCCUCUUAUGCGCAUAACUAUAGAGAUACAAUCCUCUUUACCAUGUAAUGCCUUUUGUGAAAUGUUGAGAAAAUAGUUCUCCACAAAACCUAGGGUUUGAUCCUAAUAAAUUUGGUGAAAAGAGUAUAGAUGUUUAUCAUUUUGAUGUGAGAGUGUUUCUGCAUCACUUCCUUGUUUGACUAAGAUUGCACAUUGAUUCCUCUGCCUUUUUGAUAACACUUUUCCAAACUACAGCCACAAUACUGUAGAAAUGAAUAUUCUAUGACAUCCAGGGGAAGACUGGAUGAUAUUUAAUGUCAAUUCUCAUUUCUGGGGAUCAGGGAGAUAGAGACAUGAUCUCCAUAGAAACGUAUUUUUCUGGGAAAUUGGAAAUGUACAAAAGUGCAUUCUGUGCUGCUCUUCUUCCUGCUAGAUGUCUUCAUAAAAUCUCUUAUCUAAAGAUGAAGAAAAUAUUUUUGUAACUGGCUUUAGAGAGCCUUAAACCUGGACGGGUGUUCUAAUGGUCUUCAGUUUAAAAAUGUGAUACAUUUAAGCUGUAAAUGUGUCAACCCUUUAAAGGAAAUAUCCUAUUAAAUAACUUAUUUCAAUAAAAACUAAACUUGUUUACAUUUUGA